CCAGACUGGCUCGAUUACUAUGAACCGGUUGGGAUGUUUGUUUGUUUUUGAAAAUAUGAGUGCGGCAGACGUAAAUUGAUUGAAUAGGUAGAGAGAUUGCAUCGGUUUAAAUAGACAAGAUAGGUAGGUAGGUAGGUAGGUAUCAUGGAGAUCCUUCAGCGUCCAAAAUCGCAACGACCAGACUGGCUUGAGGACUACGAACUCGUGGGCAAAAUUGGCGAAGGAACCUACGGGCUGGUUUAUCUUGCGAGGAACAAGGAUAAAUCGAAGGGUGGACAGACAGCCUUGAAGAAAUUCAAACAGUCCAAAGAAGGAGAUGGCGUCUCGCCGACGGCAAUUAGAGAAAUCAUGCUUCUUCGGGAAUGCCAGCAUGAGAACGUCGUCAAGCUGGUCAACGUACACAUCAAUCAUUUCGAUUCGUCCUUGUAUUUAGCGUUCGAUUACGCGGAGCACGAUUUGUAUGAGAUCAUUCGGCAUCAUCGCGAGAAGCUGAACAGCCACCCUAUCAGUCUGUACACGGUGAAGUCGUUGCUUUGGCAGAUCCUGAAUGGAUUGAACUAUCUUCACAGCAACUGGAUCAUUCACAGAGAUCUAAAGCCUUCAAAUAUUCUGGUUAUGGGUCAGGGGGAUGAAGAGGGGGUUGUAAAGAUAGGGGAUUUCGGGUUGGCAAGGAUUUUCCAGGCGCCGUUAAAGAACUUAUCGGAGAACGGAGUGGUGGUGACAAUCUGGUACCGAGCUCCGGAACUGCUGCUAGGUUCGAAACACUACACCACAGCCGUUGAUAUGUGGGCAGUCGGGUGCAUCUUCGCGGAGCUGCUGACGCUUAAACCUUUAUUUCAAGGGCAAGAGGACAAGAACAUAUCCAAUCCUUUGCAGGCAGACCAAUUAGAUAAGAUUUUUAGGGUGCUGGGGAUGCCGACGGUGGACCUAUGGCCCAAUUUGGAAAGGCUACCGCAUUGGCAGAUAAUACGAAAUGGAGCGAUGAUGCAGAAGAGGUACCAUCACGAAACGAUAUUGCACGAAGUCUGCAGACUACCUCCGCGGACGGCGGCCUUCGAUUUGCUUUCGCGGAUGCUAGAUUACGAUCCGGCGAAGAGGUUGACCGCAGCACAGGCGCUGGAGCACGACUACUUCCGACAAGAGCCUCUUCCAGGUCGAAACUCGCUAGUUCCGCCGGGAGACAAAGCGAUACUUUAUCCGCAAAGGCCGGUCGAUAUGUCAAUAGACCCAGGGGUGGUGAAUCACCCACAAGUAGCAGCAGGACAUCACCACCAUGCAGCUGCAGGAGGAGGAGGAGCAGGAAUACAUCCACCUCAUCCUCAUGCGCAUGCGCAUGUGCAUGUGCAUACACAUGGAGCUGCUGCUGCGGUGGCAAUCGCAGGGGGAGGAGGUGGAGUGGGAGGAGGGCCAAUGGCACAUCCUUCGCAGCACCCUCAUCAAAUUCAUCAGCAUGCAGCAUAUGGACUUCCACAGCAGCACCCAAAUCAUCCACCACAUCAUCUGCAGCAGCAGCAACAACAGCCACCUCCUCCUCAAGGGGGUAUGAGAAGAGAACGAUCUCGACUGCAGCAGCCCUACACUGGCAUCUAUCAGCCACCGCAAAAGAUUUCUCGAAACGUAUAAAAUCUGGAAAAAAAAUUAUAAACGACAUUGCUUCCAUUCUUUUUUUUUUUUUUUCCCUUUGUCUUUUCAAAUUUCCUGUCACUACCGGGGAACAGAGGAUCAUGUGGAUAUGCUGGUAUGCUUCAUGGUCCACUUUUUCAGUGCUCUGCCUGUGAGACCUCUCUGUCUCCCUUUCUAUGCGCCCUCCUCUCACCGUCCAUUGCGGGCGCGCGCGUGUGUGUGUGUGUGUGUGUGUGUGUGUGUGUGUGUGUGUGUGUGUGUGUGUGUGUG
Molecule: messenger RNA, 1893 nt
Organism: Chara braunii
Lineage: Eukaryota; Viridiplantae; Streptophyta; Charophyceae; Charales; Characeae
Source: the annotation of a GenBank genome assembly